Molecule: messenger RNA, 570 nt
Organism: Homarus americanus (American lobster)
Lineage: Eukaryota; Metazoa; Arthropoda; Malacostraca; Decapoda; Nephropidae
Product: ficolin-1-like
Exons: 4
Coding region: 1-570 (189 amino acids)
Source: RefSeq, a predicted model, not a curated record
AUGGAGACAGACGGGGGUGGGUGGACAGUGUUCUUGAAGCGUCAAGAAGAUAAGCUCCUCAACUUUAACAGAUCCUGGAGUGAAUAUAAGGACGGGUUCGGUAACCCCUCUGGCGAAUACUGGCUGGGGACGGAGUACCUGCACACCAUAACCUCCAACCGGGACUACGCACUAAGGCUCGACCUCCAAGCUGGUACCUGGCAACAGUCCAUCUGGGCGAACUUCAAGGUGGACGACGAAGUUGAAAGGAACUGUCUGGCUCAUUCUAAUGGCCGCUUCUUCUCAACCUACGAUCGGGACCAAGACUCUGUACUCGAUAACUGUGCACUGCAACAUGGCGGCGGCUGGUGGUACUACAACUGUCAACACUUCAACCCCACCACCUCACUCAACGCCUCGGGUGGCUUCAAUAUCUCUUGUUACAACAAGGACUUCCAGACCGUCCAAAACCUUCAGCUAAAAAUCCGUCCUGCCAUGUGUAGCGCCAACGUCAAGGCCGUCUACUUGAAUAGAUAUAAGUGUGAAGGUUGUCAUCAUGCAGUGCAGCCACUUACCAUUAAGGGAGAUUAA